Molecule: messenger RNA, 1845 nt
Organism: Prinia subflava (tawny-flanked prinia)
Lineage: Eukaryota; Metazoa; Chordata; Aves; Passeriformes; Cisticolidae
Gene: MDFIC2
Product: MyoD family inhibitor domain containing 2
Exons: 4
Coding region: 937-1677 (246 amino acids)
Source: RefSeq, a predicted model, not a curated record
UUUUUCCUAUUUGAAAAGCUUCUAAUAUUUAUUUAUUUUUUCAUCACUCCACCAGUACUGGGAUGCUGAUUGCCCUCUUCCUUCCCUACCCUCCCCAGCUCUAGAAGUGCAUGCAAACAACAACGUGGGGGGGGUGGGGAAGAAAAAUCCCCAAAACCCUCAGCAGUUAAGUUGGCUGGUGCUGGCAGCAAGACAAAUCUGGCACCACACAGCAGGCAGGCAGAGAGUGCAGUGCUCAUCCUUUCUGUUUGCAGAGUGUGGGGAUGCUGGACACCAACACCCGGCGAGGGAUCCGGCCAAAAGCUGCUCUCCUCGGAGCCUGAACCCCGCUGCUCUCUGCCCCGGGUGGGAGACACAGGUAAAAACAGAGAAUUGCUUGAGCUGCCUGCGUUCAGUGGCAAUAGAGAGCAGCCAGGAGGAGAAGCCCAGGCUGCCUAAUCUCAUUCCUAGCAGCAAGCCACAGUGCAGGGGCUGUGCACGCAAUGCCCUCAGGUACCGGCACUUGGUAGGGAUUCUUUGCAUUACAGCAAAUAAAUUGGUGCAAGAGGCAGUAAAGGUUUUUCUUUUUUUUUUUUUUUUUUAAGGGGGUACAGUUUGUUCAAGUUACCUUUAUAAAUAUUUAUUACUAUUUAUAUAAUUAUAGCUCUCUGAGAGCAGGCUUUACAGCAACUUUGAGCCACAAUAAACAGGCAGCCUGGAUGCCUCCUCCUCAGGCUGACCGUCCCUAUUCUAUGUGUUAUAUGUUUAUCUAUUACCACCAUGCUUCGAGCUUAUAAUUUAUUUCAUAAUGUAAUUUAUAGUUACAUUAAAAAAGCAUCCCUCUGCAAACAGCAGCCAUGUAAUAUUGAUAAAGCAUUUAGGGACAGAACAUAAAUUCAACGGCUCAGAUAUUAUGCAGUAUCAAUAAUCUGCAGGGAAAAAAGUGUCUGUGUAAGUAUGCACAAUUUAUUAUGGCAGGAACCUAAACAGAGAACAUCUUUCUCUGUCAAACUUUCUUUAAGAGAACUUGACAUCCCUGAAUUCUUUUCCCUCCCACAGAUGUCAGAGGACAAGACAGACAAGGUAAAAAUCAAAGCAGCUGAAAGUUUUGAACAUGACAAGCAAAAUAUUUCUUGGCUGAAAAAAGACCACCGCACCAGCUCCCUGCCUCUACUGGCCCUCCCUGGGGUGACACCGAGCACUGAGGACCAUCCAGAUAACCAGCUUACAAAUGAAAAACACACAGAUGAAAAGCCUAUGAAAGGUAUUGUUAUGAGUUCUGUCGCAGAAUUCAGCAUCACAGACGCUUCAUCAAAGGGCACCAAAAAUGAGAAGAAAUUGUCAGAUGCAAGCAGAUCAUCCAUUGCUUCCCUGGAGAAAUGCAGAGAAUUCACUUACAUUGAAGAUGAUGCAUCAGUACAUCAGAGAGACAGUGACGAUGAAUGUGCAACACUUAUCCUGGCCUGCUUGUUCUGCCAAUUUUGGGACUUUCUAAUAAUGCUGCCUGAUACCUGUGAACAUUGGCUGACAGAUACCUGUUGUCCAUCCAAUAGAUAUUACCAGACCUCCGACGAAGACCACGGCAGCAACGACUGCAACUGUGACUGUGACAUUGAUUGCAGCCUCUUUGAGUCCUGCCACGAGACUGGGGAGUGCCUGGAACUCGCCAUGGAGAUUUCAGAAGUCUGCUACCGCUAAUGGGAAAAUAAUUGACAAAAUUCCUCAAAACUGCCUGACAGAUCACUAAAGAGAUUUUUGUCGGGUGUUGGGUUUUUUUUUUAAUAUUAAUCAUAACCAGAGGUUUUGCCAAUGAGGACUAUGUGCAUCUUGUUGCUCCCUCCCUGGAGGUCUCUAUAUCUGUACCGU